AUGGAAGUCAUCGAUUACCUUACAGCUACUUUACAAACUAUUCAUACUGUUAGUGGUAUACCAUGGUGGGCACUAAUACCUUUAACCACUAUAGCAUUCCGUUCAUGUUGGACAUUACCAAUAGCUAUAUUACAAAGGAAAAGAACACAGAAGCAAAAUGAAUUAAGACCUAUAAUAAAUGCAAUGGGACCAGUGUUAAGAUUGAAAUUAGCAUCAAAGGCUCAAGCUGCCCAAGUUUCCAAUCAAAAAUUGAAUCAAGUUGGUGGCGUGGAUGCUCUUAUGAAUAAUGCAGCACCUUCUGCUGCUUCGUCAUUGAAUUAUGAACAAAUUAUGUUACUAAGUGUUAAAGAACGUCGUGAACGUCAAAAAAAAUUAUUUAAACAACAUAAUUGUCAAUUAUACAAGAAUUUCUUAUUACCAGCUUUUCAAAUUCCUUUAUGGGUUGCUAUGAGUUUUACAUUUAGAAAUCUUAGUGGGUGGACUGAUAUCACUUCAAAACCUUUAGAUUCUUCAUUGAUUCAUGAAGGUAUAUUUUGGUUUCAAGAUUUAACAGUUAUGGAUCCCUUAGGCAUAAUGCCUGUUGCAUUAGGUGUUUUAGCACUAACUAAUGUUGAAUGGAAUUAUAAAACAAUGGAGUUACAAAAUUUUAGUAGCGCAAAGAGAAGUUUAAGACCAACAGCAUUUGAUGCAGUGAUGAAUAUUUCAAGAAUUAGUAUAGUGUUUUUGAUGGCUGUUUGUACUCAGGCACCUGCAGCUUUAGGAUUAUAUUGGAUUAGCUCAAAUGCGUUUUCCUCAGUGCAAAAUAUGCUUUUGGAUUAUUAUUUACCAGUUCGUUAUAGUCCAAGAUCAAGAUUUAGUUAUAAAAAGGCAUCAAAAGAUGCAACUCCAUUGUUUACAAGAAAUAUCUAA
Molecule: messenger RNA, 909 nt
Organism: Hansenula anomala
Lineage: Eukaryota; Fungi; Ascomycota; Saccharomycetes; Phaffomycetales; Wickerhamomycetaceae
Gene: COX18
Product: membrane insertase COX18
Exons: 1
Coding region: 1-909 (302 amino acids)
Biological process (GO): mitochondrial respiratory chain complex IV assembly; protein insertion into mitochondrial inner membrane from matrix
Cellular component (GO): mitochondrial inner membrane
Molecular function (GO): membrane insertase activity
Source: RefSeq, a predicted model, not a curated record